This is a messenger RNA of Equus caballus (horse), 6155 nucleotides long. RefSeq names its product EMSY transcriptional repressor, BRCA2 interacting (gene EMSY). Lineage: Eukaryota; Metazoa; Chordata; Mammalia; Perissodactyla; Equidae. Gene Ontology annotation, cellular component: nucleoplasm. The record is from RefSeq and is a predicted model, not a curated record. Gene Ontology annotation, biological process: regulation of DNA-templated transcription.
UUCAAAACGCGGAGGACAAGAGGAGCAGGGAGCAUGGAGGCCUUCUGGCGUCCGCUCUGCGAAAGGCGGGAAAGGCGAACUACACCUCCCGACUGCCAGCGCGCGGCUGCGCCUGCGCCCUGAUACCUGUCGCCAUCUUGCCCCUUCUGAGGCACCGCAAACAAACCCAAUUCCUGGUGUCCCCUAGUCUUGGCGGAGGAGCCUUUUAGAUGAGCCCCGAAAGGCCGGGCAGGGAAGACAAGCUCUUUGGGGCUACCAAAAGGAAGCAGGAAUGCCUGUUGUGUGGCCAACCCUUUUGGAUCUCAGCAGGGAUGAGUGCAAAAGGAUUCUUCGAAAAUUGGAAUUGGAGGCAUAUGCUGGAGUUAUCAGUGCACUUCGGGCACAGGGGGAUCUCACCAAGGAAAAGAAAGAUCUUCUUGGAGAACUCUCAAAAGUUCUUAGCAUCUCAACAGAACGCCACCGUGCUGAAGUUCGGAGAGCAGUAAACGAUGAACGGUUAACAACAAUUGCACAUAAAAUGAAUUUAUCCUUAUAUUUGGGUGAAAGACCAAGUUACAGUAUGUCUGGACCUAAUAGCUCUUCAGAAUGGUCCAUUGAAGGUCGUCGAUUGGUACCACUGAUGCCCCGGCUGGUUCCCCAAACUGCCUUCACUGUAACAGCUAACGCUGUUGCCAAUGCAGCUAUCCAGCACAAUGCAUCUCUUCCAGUGCCUGCAGAAACAGGAAGCAAGGAAGUAGUGGUUUGCUAUUCCUACACAAGUACCACGUCAACCCCAACCUCUACCCCUGUUCCAAGUGGCAGCAUAGCAACGGUUAAGUCUCCAAGACCUGCCAGUCCUGCCUCCAAUGUAGUUGUCUUGCCAAGUGGAAGUACUGUUUAUGUCAAAAGUGUUAGCUGUUCAGAUGAAGAUGAAAAACCCAGAAAGCGAAGGCGAACAAACUCAUCUAGCUCCUCCCCUGUUGUCCUGAAGGAGGUUCCAAAGGCUGUUGUUCCGGUCUCAAAGACCAUCACUGUGCCUGUGAGUGGCAGUCCCAAGAUGAGCAACAUCAUGCAGAGCAUUGCCAACUCCUUACCACCCCACAUGUCUCCUGUGAAAAUAACCUUCACCAAACCAUCAACACAGACGACAAACACAACAACACAGAAGGUUAUUAUAGUGACCACAUCACCAAGUUCAACCUUCGUGCCCAACAUUCUCUCCAAAUCCCAUAACUAUGCAGCAGUCACUAAGCUUGUACCAACAUCAGUCAUUGCUUCCACAACCCAGAAGCCGCCAGUGGUUAUAACUGCUUCACAGUCCUCGCUGGUCAGUAGCAGCAGCAGCGGCAGCAGCAGUUCUACACCGUCACCUGUUCCUAAUACGGUUGCAGUAACAGCUGUGGUGUCCUCCACACCGUCUGUGGUCAUGUCAACAGUAGCACAAGGUGUAUCUACAUCAGCAAUCAAAAUGGCAUCAACUAGACUUCCUUCCCCCAAAAGCUUAGUGGGUGCCCCAACUCAGAUUCUUGCACAGUUUCCUAAACAGCAUCAGCAAUCUCCUAAGCAGCAGUUACAUCCAGUGCAGCAACAGACACAGCAACAGGUGGCUCAGCCUUCUCCAGUAUCUCAUCAGCAACAGCCUCAGCAGUCUCCUUUGCCACCUGGUAUCAAGCCUACCAUUCAAAUCAAACAGGAGUCAGGUGUUAAAAUCAUCACACAACAAGUUCAACCAAGUAAAAUCUUACCCAAACCAGUAACAGCAACUCUGCCCACCAGUAGCAAUUCCCCUAUUAUGGUGGUUAGCAGUAAUGGUGCAAUUAUGACAACUAAACUGGUAACCACUCCUACUGGCACACAGGCAACCUAUACCCGGCCAACAGUGAGCCCAUCCAUAGGUCGGAUGGCUGCAACCCCUGGAGCUGCAACCUAUGUGAAAACUACCAGUGGUAGCAUCAUUACAGUAGUACCCAAAUCAUUAGCUACCUUGGGGGGCAAGAUAAUUAGCAGUAAUAUAGUUUCUGGAACGACUACCAAAAUCACUACAAUCCCAAUGACUUCCAAGCCCAAUGUGAUUGUUGUGCAAAAGACUACAGGAAAAGGAACGACCAUUCAAGGCCUCCCGGGCAAAAACGUUGUCACAACAUUGCUAAAUGCUGGAGGAGAAAAGACUAUUCAGACGGUGCCAACAGGAGCAAAGCCAGCUAUUAUCACUGCUACAAGACCUAUCACCAAAAUGAUUGUAACUCAACCAAAAGGAAUAGGUUCCACAGUACAACCAGCAGCUAAAAUCAUCCCAACAAAAAUUGUUUAUGGGCAGCAAGGGAAAACACAGGUUCUUAUUAAACCCAAACCAGUGACGUUUCAAGCCACAGUUGUUAGUGAGCAAACAAGGCAGCUGGUCACAGAAACAUUACAGCAAGCAUCCAGGGUGGCAGAGGCUGGUAAUUCAUCUCUUCAGGAGGGAAAAGAAGAAGCGCAGAGUUACACAGAUAGUAGUUCUUCUUCUACGGAGUCCUCCCAAAGUUCCCAAGAUUCCCAGCCUGUAGUUCAUGUAAUUGCUUCCCGGCGUCAGGAUUGGUCAGAACAUGAGAUUGCAAUGGAGACUAGCCCCACCAUAAUUUAUCAGGAUGUAUCCAGUGAAUCACAAUCAGCUACUUCAACAAUCAAAGCUCUGUUAGAACUCCAACAGACAACAGUAAAGGAAAAAUUGGAAUCUAAACCAAGACAACCUACUAUUGACUUGAGUCAAAUGGCAGUGCCUAUUCAGAUGACCCAGGAAAAGAGACAUUCUCCUGAGAGUCCAUCAAUUGCUGUGGUAGAGUCAGAACUAGUUGCUGAAUACAUCACUACUGAACGCACUGAUGAGGGGACAGAGGUUGCUUUUCCCCUUCUAGAUGCUGUGGUGAUUUCUGGAGAAAUAUCAUCACCUCCUCUAUUUUCAGUCAGCCAUCGCUCCCAGCCCCAACAGCCCUCCCAGCCCCAGCGGACCCUGCUCCAGCAUGUGGCUCAGUCACAGACCGCAACACAGACUUCGGUGGUGGUGAAGUCCAUCCCGGCGUCUUCUCCUGGAGCAAUCACCCACAUUAUGCAGCAGGCAUUAAGCAGUCACACUGCUUUUACCAAACACAGCGAGGAACUUGGAACUGAGGAAGGCGAGGUUGAAGAGAUGGACACUUUAGACCCUCAGACAGGUCUGUUUUACCGAUCUGCCCUGACUCAGUCACAGUCAGCUAAACAGCAGAAACUUAGCCAGCCCCAGCUGGAACAGACUCAGCUGCAAGUGAAAACUCUGCAGUGCUUCCAGGCUAAACAGAAGCAGACCAUCCACCUGCAGGCAGACCAGCUCCAGCACAAACUCCCGCAAAUGCCCCAGCUUUCCAUCAGGCAUCAGAAACUCACCCCUCUCCAGCAAGAACAAGCACAGCCCAAGCCAGAUGUACAGCACACACAGCAUCCCAUGGUGGCCAAAGACAGGCAGCUUCCUACCUUAAUGGCACAGCCCCCGCAAACUGUAGUACAGGUGCUUGCAGUGAAAACGACGCAGCAGCUCCCUAAACUGCAGCAGGCUCCGAACCAACCAAAAAUCUACGUGCAACCCCAAACCCCCCAGAGCCAAAUGCCGCUCCCAGCCUCGUCUGAGAAACAGCCGGCAAGCCAGGUGGAGCAGCCAAUUAUAACCCAAGGAUCCUCUGUUACAAAGAUAACUUUUGAGGGGCGCCAGCCUCCUACAGUUACAAAGAUAACUGGUGGCAGUUCUGUGCCUAAGCUGACAUCACCAGUUACAAGCAUAUCUCCCAUUCAGGCCUCUGAGAAGACAGCAGUGUCAGACAUUUUGAAAAUGUCUUUGAUGGAAGCUCAGAUUGAUACAAAUGUAGAGCAUAUGGUAGUGGAUCCCCCAAAGAAGGCUCUUGCCACUAGUAUGCUCACUGGUGAUGCAGGAUCAUUACCUUCCACCCACGUGAUGGUGGCAGGGAUGGCGAAUUCGACUCCCCAGCAACAGAAAUGUAGAGAGUCCUGUUCAAGUCCAUCUGCUGUUGGCCCUCCCCUAACAACAAGGAAAAUCGAUGCUCCAGGAGUGCCUACAACAGGCCAGUUCAUGCGUAUUCAGAAUAUAGGCCAAAAGAAAGCUGAAGAGAGCCCAGCAGAAAUUAUCAUCCAGGCCAUUCCCCAGUAUGCCAUUCCUUGUCACUCCAGCUCCAACGUGGUAGUAGAGCCCAGCGGGCUCCUUGAGCUAAACAACUUCACCAGUCAGCAGUUGGAUGACGAUGAGACGGCAAUGGAGCAGGACAUAGACAGUAGCACAGAGGAUGGAACUGAGCCCAGCCCCUCUCAGAGUUCUGCUGAACGGUCCUAGUGUUUUGGACACAGGAGUGCACUUUAAAACCUACUUGGUUACCAAGUGUCCAGGGAAGCCCUGCAUUUUGAUGUCUAAAGAGAGCACUUUGCCCAUGCUUAGGCUACGGACCCUGAAACAGCAGUGUUUCAACAAGAAUUGCUGCUGGAGCAGCAUUUUAAGACGAGAUAAAACUCACAGGGGAAUGUACUUUUUUAAAAAAAGAAAAAAGAAAAAAAAGAAAAAGAUGCACAUCUACAGUGACAUAAGACCUGAUGUUCUUUCUCUGUUGGACCAUGGCUGAUGGAAAAGUUUAUCUUGCAGUAGAGAAAGACUUUUCCUUUGAAUGUUCUUCAACUGGUUUCUACUGAGCAAAACACCAUCAAAAAAGGAGAAUGUGAAUAGUUUGUAUUUUGAAACAGUGUGUCAGGAACAGUUUUUUAAAAAAUCUUGUAUGUUUUUGCAAAUCCCUGGAAGUGUUGAAUUGGUUAACAUUUUACAUUUGCUCGGUUCAUAGUUUAUAAAAUAACUUGAAAAAUACUGGCAUUAAAGAAUCCUAAUUGGAUGGUGGAAAUCAGAUCCCUAACCAGUGGGAAGUGCUUUCUGGGUGGCUUGUACAUUCUCACCAAUUGUAUGCUAAUUUAUUGUGUUGUUGUUUCUCUGUGCUAUAGGCAGCGCAUUUGCCUUCUAUUUAUUUAAAUGUAAACAUUUCAAAGUCGGCCGUAUUCCUUCUGACAAAUUUCCUGUAAACCAGGAUUGCCUACCCUUUCCACCUCCCACUGUCUCCUCCGCUCCUUUAAGAAAACUUAUGAGAAAAUGUUUCAUUGUGAAGCAGAGGAAAAGAAACAUUUUCUGGCCCAAAGGAAAUAUUCAGUUAUGUUCAGGAAAAGAAAUUAUUCACAUUGAACUUGCACAUUCAUGUUGGAUUGAGACUUUGAAAAUAACUUUUACAUACUUUUGUUUAACCCCCUUUGAAAUGUAUAAAAAGUUCAUUUACAGUUCUAAAUGUAAUGUUUUUAAGCAUUCUGCCUUUUUAGGACACAGUUUAUUUAAGCAAUAUGUUUGGGUCUUGUGAUCACUGUCUGUCACAAAUAGAGUGAAGGAUAAGAGGGUGGGAGGGUGAGAGUCACUUUUGACAAGUUGUGGCAAAGGAAACUAUACUUUUCAUUUUUAAAAAAAUGUAAAUAGAAAACUUUUUAACGGUUUUAUAUAGAUUUCACUAUAAAUAAGCAUUUUAAGACUGACAAAUGUUGAACUGUACAUACGUAUUCAGCGUAACUGCCCAAUUUUUUGGUGCUGAAGUACUGUAAGUAGAAUUCAUCAACAGUCUCCUAAUUUUUGCAUUCAUAUCUGGAAAAAAAAACUGUGAUACUGUAGUUAAUAAAUUCCCACUAGAGUGACACUGAAGAUUUAAACACAAGCAUUCAUAAGAUGCACUGGUCUCUGGUACUUGUCAUUAUUUCUACUAGGUGAUAAUGACUUACCCAUAGAUGGAGCUGUUGGAUGUUAUUUUAUUGUACAAAUUCAUGUUUAAAAGACUUCGUGACUGUUUCUAGUUAAGUAAUUUUUUAACCUCUCGGGUCAGAGACUUCUUUGAAAAUCUGAUUACACUAUGAACUCUCUUACCAAAAAGAUACACAUGCCAAUAUAUGUUAGAUUUUGCAUACAAUUUUAGGGUUUCAUGGGACCCUCAGCCUAUCCAUGUAUUCCAGGUUAAGCCCUCUGUUACGGUCAAUCCAUUACUUACAGAUGUAAGUUUUUAUAAAAUAAAGUAUCUUUUAAAUAUUCAUGGAUCAGGUAACAACAGCAAACUUGAAUAAAGUUAUUACGUUCUGUUUCUCCA